Messenger RNA from Bactrocera neohumeralis, 4074 nucleotides. RefSeq lists its product as uncharacterized. The record is from RefSeq and is a predicted model, not a curated record. Lineage: Eukaryota; Metazoa; Arthropoda; Insecta; Diptera; Tephritidae. Gene Ontology annotation, molecular function: nucleic acid binding. The transcript is spliced from 3 exons. Gene Ontology annotation, biological process: DNA integration. The coding region runs from base 256 to 1908 and encodes 550 amino acids.
UCGGAAAAAGAUCAUGACUCAGCCGUUGAAAAUGUACUUAAGGUUUUGAAGAACAACAAUGUUUUACUCAAUGAUGAAAAAUGCGUUUGGGGGGAAAGAAAACUUAAUUUUUUGGGUCACGUAUUGUCGGAUGUAGGUAUAUUUCCGGACCCGGACAAAAUUAAAACAAUUUUGGAGUUUAGAGCACCGCAAACAAAAGAAGAAACAAGAAGCUUUCUUGGCCUCAUCACGUACAUUGGAAAAUUUAUACCGGAUAUGGCUGAUACGACAGAGCCGCUGAGAAAGCUACUGAAGUUAGAUACAAAAUUUAUAUGGGGCCCCACACAACAAAACGCUUUUGCAAAACUGAAACAUCUGUUGUCAAACAUACCCACCUUAUCAUAUUUUGAUCCCUCAAAUAAAACAAGGGUCAUUGCGGAUGCGAGUCCUGUGGCUUUGGGUGCAGUCCUUAUACAGUUCAAUUCUAACAAUGAACCGAAUAUUAUUUCUUUUGCCAGUAAAAGCCUUUCGGAGGUAGAAAAAAGAUAUUCUCAAACAGAAAAAGAAAGUUUGGCGCUUGUAUGGGCUGUCGAGAGGUUCUAUUACUACUUAGUAAGACUAGACUUUGAAUUGGUCACCGAUCAGAAGCCUCUUGAAACCAUAUUUAAGCCAACUUCAAAACCACCUGCGAGAAUUGAACGGUGGCUCUUAAGGCUUCAGUCGUUUAAAUUUAAAGUUAUAUACCGCUCCGGAAAAGAAAACAUUGCGGACUCUCUUUCGAGGUUAUGGAAAUUGGAAAGAGCGAAGUCCUUUGGUGACAACGUAGAGAAAUCUAUUUUUCACAUAAUUUCCAAUUCAACUCCAACAGCAUUGACCAUAAGCGAAAUCUCAGAGAAGGGUUCAAGGGAUGAAGAAAUGAUUGAAGCCAUGGAGUAUAUUAAAUGUGACAGCUGGCCAUCAAAUACUAUCAAUAGAUACUUUCCAUUUAGACACGAAUUAACAACAGUUGGUGAUAUAAUCUUGCGCGGCACCCGGGUAGUUAUACCAACAGACCUACGGGCAAAGGUUUUGGAGCUAGCUCAUGAAGGACACCCUGGUGAAUCCGCCAUGAAAAGAAGGUUGAGGGCAAAAGUGUGGUGGCCUUUAAUUGACAGAGAAGUAGAAACCUUUGUGAAAAAUUGUCGUGACUGUUUAAUGGUUUCACGUCCAAAUAAUCCUGCGCCGAUGCAAAGGCAUGUAUUUCCAAAUGGCCCUUGGCAAUGUGUAGCUACAGACCUGUUGGGACCGCUACCGAAUAACGAAUAUCUACUCGUCUUAAUUGAUUAUUAUUCACGCUACCAAGAAAUAAAAUUCUUGAGGAAAAUUACCUCUGAUGAAAUAAUUAACGCUUUCCAAGCAAUUUUUUGUCGCUUAGGAUUACCUAAAUCAUUAAGAGCAGAUAAUGGAAGGCAAUUUAUUAGCACAGAGUUUAGGAAAUAUUGCAAAUAUAACAACAUCACCCUAAUCACGACACCACCCUAUUGGCCUCAAACGAACGGUGAAGUUGAAAAUAUGAAUAAGUCGUUGGUGAAACGCUUGAAAAUCGCCCAUUCAAAAAAACUUAACUAUCUAAAAGAACUUGAAAAUUUCAUUUUAAUGUAUAAUGUUACCCCUCAUGGUACUACCGGAUCCGCACCAACUGAACUGAUGUUUAACCGCACGAUUCGAGACAAGAUACCGGGGAUGCAAGAUAUAUCUGAUGAUAUUUUAGACUCGGCAGCGCGAGACUUGGAUAUGAUAAAUAAACAAAAAGGGAAAAGGAAGGGGGAUACGACCCGCAGAGCAAAACCAUCUGAUAUAAAGCCGGGAGACAAAGUAUUACUUCGCAACGUUGUGGCCUCACAUAAACUUACACCCACGUUUGACUCCACGGAAUACGAAGUCGUAUAGUGUUGUGAAAAUGAAGUGAUAGUAGCGGCUGACGGAAAACGCGUUCGUAGGAAUAUAAGCCACGUUAAGAAGGUACCACUUCAGAUCCAAGGCGAAAACUUAACUCAAACUGCAGUGUCUGGAAUAACACCCCCUGCCACAUCCACACCUCUCCCUCAACCAUCAACCACUGACAGUCACAACGAACUUCGGACCAAUACUUCUGGAAGUAGCAGGCCUGACGACGGAUCCAAAAUACGCUUGAAGCUUUGUAAUAAAGGAGGGAUUUGGAGAACCGAACCAGAGAGCGAACAGCGAGAGCCUGCCAAUGCCGAGUGAAUUGCGUGCAUGUGUGCACGUUCUAGUUGAGUACUAUAUAUACCGUGAAGCUGUGAAGACGUAAAAAACUAAAUCUUUGGAGUAUUAUACUAUUGACGAUUCUUUUAUUAAUAACGCAAACAAGAAUCAAACCAGUUCGCUUAAGAUAUGCUUUUUUGAUGAAUUCGGUUAAUUCGGAAGUUAGUUGCUUGUAAAAAGUGGUUUAUUGCAGUUUGCAAAGUUUAUUAAAAAGUUUUGAGCUAAAUAGAAAUGACUUCCAAUAGAAGACGAUGUAAAAAUUUCGCUGACACACUUUGUUACAUUUGUGGAGAAUACACCUUUAAAGAAAACAUAAGACCUAUUUCGGAAUUUGUUAAAAAAUCGUAUUUAGAUUACUUUGGAGUUGAUCUUGGUGACCAAUAUAAAAGCUGGGCUCCACACAUUGUGUGCAAUACUUGCUGUGUAAAUUUGCGACAGUGGACUCAAGGAAAACGAAAUAUGCUUAAGUUUGGUGUGCCGAUAGUUUGGAGAGAGCCCAGAAAUCAUUUGGACGACUGUUACUUCUGUUUACACGCUGUCCAAUUCCCCAUUCCGAAGAUGUUCCCAUUCCAAAACUGAAUGAUUUUCCAGAGCCGAGUUCGGAAUAUCGAAGACGCAGUAAUUAUUCCUCAACGUUUUAAUCAAUGCGAGUUGAAUAACUUAAUUCGAGAUUUGGCCUUAUCAAAAGAAGCGUCUGAAGUGUUAGCUCAGAGGUUAAAUGAUAGGAAAUUGUUAGAACGUGGAACAAAAAUAACUUAAUACCAAACCAGGGAUAAAGAUUUUUUUAACAUUUUUUACUAAGGAAGGCAAUAUGGUGUUUUGUAUUAAUAUAAAUGGUCUUAUGCAGGAAAUGGGGCUAUCCAACUAUCUACCUAGCGAUUGGCGUCUUUUCGUGGACAGUUCCAAGAGAAGUUUGAAGUGCGCCUUAUUGCACAAUGGUAAUGUGUAUGCAUCAAUUCCAAUUGCGCACUCCACAACAAUGAAUGAGGAAUAUAUAUAACAAAAUUGCAUUAGUGAUGAAAAAGAUAAAAUACCAAGACCACCAAUGGAUCAUUUGUGUUGAUCUUAAAAUGGUCAAUUUUCUUCUUGGACAACGGAGUGGUUAUACUAAGUACCCUUGCUUUUUGUGUCUCUGGGAUAGCAGAUCCAAGCAACAACAUCGGGGGCAAAAAUAUUGGCCUUCGAGAGAAAAAAUGAUUGUUGACGAUAAAAAUAUUAAAUAAUAAAAAUACCACCGUUGUGCAUCAAAUUAGGACUCAUUAAGCAGUUUAUUAAGGCUCUGAAUCGCCAUGGGGAAUGUUUUGCAUAUAUUUGCAGCAAAAUGCCUAAUCUAAGUAGAGAUAAGAUUAGAGGAGGAGUUUUUGACGGUCCCCAAAUAAGGCAGUUUAUGAAUGAACACGAUUUUUAGAAGCCAAUGACCGUAACUGAACGAAAUGCGUGGGCAUCAUUCGUGCAGGUUAUAAAAAAUUUCUUGGGAAAUAAUAAAGCUCCAAAUUAUGUUCAAUUAGUGGAGAAUAUGCUGGAUAAGUUCAGAGACCUUGGCUGCAACAUGAGUAUUAAAAUCCAUUAUUUGCACAAUCACUUGGACCGAUUUCCCGAAAAUUUGGGUAAUUUAAGCGAAGAACAAGGAGAAAGGUUUCACCAAGAUAUCAAAAUUAUGGAGAAUCGGUACCAGGGAAGGUGGGAUACACAUAUGAUGGCAGACUACUGUUGGAAUUUCCAAAUAGACUCUGAUCCGGCUGUUCAUUCCAGAUUGUCUCUUAAAAGAAGCUUUACAUUCGGUAACUAGAAUUAUAUAUGUAUAUGUACAUAUAUAUAUUAUAUUUAUAA